AUCACAACGAUAUAACAGUACAGCAGCUUGGUUCACUGGGCCUAGCUGUUUUGGAGACACACAAUGAAGUUAGUAAUAACCUCAGCUGUACUCCUAUGUGUCUUGUCUUACGGGCUAACGGCGCAUACAGGUGCAUGUUUCAAAGACAUACUACUUUCAAAUAAUGGUGUGCAAAACGUAACAUCUCCAGGAUUCCCGCAGCCCUACGGCCCUAAUGUCACCUGCGGAUGGAAGAUACGUGCAUCUUCAAAGGAUCAUCUUGUGGGCGUUUAUAUUGCAUCCUUUCAAUUAGAAGAGUCGGGAAAGUGCCAGGGAGCCAGUUUGUCCUUCUAUGAUGGAUCAGAUACUUCGGGUGGACUACUGUUACAACUGUGUGGCAUUGAAGCAAAAGAAAGCAGCGUCUUAAGCAGCGAUGACACCAUGUUCAUAGAGUUUGCUUCCGGUGCUGUCUCUAAUGGAAUAGGAUUUUCCCUCAUAGUCAUCGACGUUGAACAAUGCGGUGGAAGGUUAACAGCCACAUCAGAUUCACUGAACCUCACUUCCCCUGGGUAUCCGUACACCUACUUCAAUAAUCUGACGUGCAUAUGGAUUAUAACAGCUGAAAAUGAAAAUGACACUAUUGCUGCAGUAACUAAGAGCUCAGACAUAUACCCAAAUACGGAACCUUGGAAUAUGCGGGAUGGCGAUAUGGUUCGUGUUUUUAACGGAAACAUAACUGGAGAGGAGCAAUAUCUUGGGGCAUUUAAUUCAACCAACACGCCUACGUAUUACAGUUCAAAGGAUUCACUGUUGAUAGAGUUUACAACUGAUGGCUCCAUAACUAGGCAAGGCUUCAGGAUGGAAUAUACUGCGAGACCAGAGGGCAACUGCAAUGGGACUCUUUUCAUAUACGACACACCUGUGUACAUUCUGUCACCUGGAUACCCCGAUUCCUAUCUGAGCAAUCUUAACUGUGUCAUAAUGAUGGGGAAAAUAACAGAACCACAGAACAUGAGGCUUGACGUGCUAUCUUUAGAUAUAGAAGGCGACUACCCCCAGUGUGAUAAUGACUCUGUAACUCUGUAUGGAGGGUAUAACGGGUUAGAAAACACAAUCGGAGAAUUUUGUGGAAAUUCAACAACGUCACCAGUUGGUCCCUACUAUUCAAAUGGUUUCUUUAUGACAUUGGUAUUCAAAACUGGCAGUGAUACCAGCGGAACGGGCUUCCGGCUCAGUGUGUCUCCUACUUCGCGUAAAGUGGUUCCUCCUCCUACUAAAGUUUGUGGUCCACGAUUUCUCAAUGCAACUACAUAUCCAAACUUUCUCCAGUCUCCAGGAUACCCUGUGAUGUCUCAAAACAAUUUAGACUGUAUUUGGGUAAUCACGGCGUCUAAACCUCAAAUGAUGGUGCGCAUCGACGUCAUUGACUCGGAUGUACAGACGGAGUCAUGGGAUUACCUAAGCUGCAAAUAUAGCCGCGUCACAGCUUACAAUGGACCUUCCAUAAAUAAUGAUACUAUAUUAUUCUGGUGUGGUGUGUCAAGACCGAGUCUCCAGAGUACUGGACCAGCUAUGACAGUUCAGUUCACUACACAGUAUUCAAAUGACAAGAGAGGCUUCAAACUGAAAUAUGUUGAAACUAAUGAGACAUUCAGGUGCGGAGGAAUAGUCAACGUUACCACAAAUGAAGAUACAAUCUUGGCAGGGCCAUUUCUAAAUUCACAAGACUGCCGCUGGACUAUACGCGCACCAACAGGCACAAACAUCCAGGUUAAUAUCACUAACGUGAAAAUAAUCUUCCCGCCUGCAUCAUCAAAAUGCGAUAUGGGCUACCUGGAACUCUACGAUGGUAACAAUGAUGGCUCCACUACUCCAGGGAGGUGGUGUGGUAGACAUGACAGUCAAUACAUCAGUUCGGGAAAUACCAUCACCGCCAGAAUGAACUCCGGCGGAACCGACCGAUACGAAGGAUUACAAAUCUAUAUGAAGGCUGGACACUUCCCUGUGUCCUCAAACAAGAUUCUCUCAGCUUCGGUUUUGGAUGAAUAUCUUACGUCGCCAAACUAUCCAUUUGAUUGCCCAAGAAUCACGGAGUCCACGUGGAAGAUUGAAGGGGGUGAUCUGGACAACUGGAAGAUCAAAAUCACCGUUUUGAACUCAACCCUAGACAAUUCUGAUGGUUGUGACAAUGACUACGUGGAAGCCUUUGAUGGCUCGGACUCGAAUGCCCCCUCUCUUGGCCGCUGGUGCGGGGAAAAUACACCAACCAAAACCGGCUCUGCUUCUACAAUGUUCCUGAAAUUCAAGUCUAAUUCAACUCACAAUCUCGGCAGAGGAUUCAAGAUCCGCUAUGUUAUAGAACUUAGGGGAAUCGAUACUGGCUUCUCGAUACUUGGGGUUAUUGUUGGGUGUUCUGUUGCGGGCGGAAUUGCACUACUAACAUUCAUAGGCCUCUUUGUGCGACAUAUGCUGGGGCGAGCCACCGGAGCCAAACAGCCACUUAUAACAAAAAAAUAACAGAAGCCAUCAGGCACACAACGAUAUCCAGUCUCCAGUCUUCCCAGGACCGAUUGCCAUACAGAGAUCAAUCGCAGUUUAUAUCUUAUGUCUAGUUACUGUGCAGUGUAUAUAAAUAAUGGGGCUAAAUUUACCCCAAUCCUAUAUUUUGAAAAUAGUAUAAUGCGUCCUUUACAGUCAUUUGAUUUUCAGGCAUUUUUCUUUCUGUGUUGUUACAGAUUAAUAUUUUCAAUUUAAUCAGUUUCCGUGUUUGAAAUUCAGAGUGAGUGUCCGUUUAAAUGACACUGGUAGUUGUUGUUUACAUGCUCGUUAAUUUGUUCAAGGACAAAGCUCAAUGCUCUGUAAUCAUAUGAUAUCUCUUGUUUAGAACUUCCUGCUAUUGUUCACCUAUAGAAUUAGGUAGGUGGCACAAAAAUCAACACGAAGAAGGAAUGGGUAACCUCUGUUACACGUGUGAUGUUAGCGAUGAAUUUCAUAAUAUUUGUCUCUGCUCUUUCUUCAAACAUCAGGAGGAGUGCGAUUUUCUGUGUAGCUUAAUACGUCAAUAAAUAUAGAUUCGUAAAUGAAA
Haliotis rubra (blacklip abalone) is the source of this 3064-nucleotide messenger RNA. Its product is annotated as deleted in malignant brain tumors 1 protein-like. The record is from RefSeq and is a predicted model, not a curated record. NCBI's taxonomy places the organism in Eukaryota, Metazoa, Mollusca, Gastropoda, Lepetellida, Haliotidae. Bases 64 to 2496 code for a protein of 810 amino acids. The transcript is spliced from 20 exons.